Uranotaenia lowii is the source of this 477-nucleotide messenger RNA. Its product is annotated as endocuticle structural glycoprotein SgAbd-2-like. Gene Ontology annotation, molecular function: structural constituent of chitin-based larval cuticle. NCBI's taxonomy places the organism in Eukaryota, Metazoa, Arthropoda, Insecta, Diptera, Culicidae. Gene Ontology annotation, cellular component: chitin-based extracellular matrix. The transcript has 3 exons. The coding region runs from base 112 to 477 and encodes 121 amino acids. The record is from RefSeq and is a predicted model, not a curated record.
UCUGUUCUGAUCGAAUGUCCGUUUAGAUAUAGCAAAUUCAACGACCUGACGAGAAAUCUAUUGUGGAGAAGCUGGGUUUUGGUCAAAGAAAGUGUUUUAAACUUAACAAAAAUGAAACAAAUUGCUCUAGUUUUAAUCAUUGGAUUAACCGGUCCAGUGUUUGCCGACAAAGAUGCGACCGUCCUCAGGCAUGACGCUGAAGUGAAUGUGGAUGGAUCCUAUCAGUUUGCAUAUGAAACAUCAAAUGGAAUUACCCACGAAGAGCAAGGUGCUUUGAAAAAUGUCGGCGAUGAGCAAGCUCAGGUUGCUCAGGGACAAUUCUCGUAUACGGAUCCGGAAGGUAACAAAUUCUCCCUCCAGUAUGUUGCUGAUGAGAAUGGGUUCCAACCUCAGGGAGACCAUCUGCCGACUCCUCCUCCAAUUCCAGUUUUGAUCGAAAAAGCCCUACGAAUUUUGGCUGAAAAAUCCCAACAAUAA